Molecule: messenger RNA, 5337 nt
Organism: Austrofundulus limnaeus
Lineage: Eukaryota; Metazoa; Chordata; Actinopteri; Cyprinodontiformes; Rivulidae
Gene: slc43a3b
Product: solute carrier family 43 member 3b
Exons: 13
Coding region: 783-2222 (479 amino acids)
Biological process (GO): transmembrane transport
Molecular function (GO): transmembrane transporter activity
Source: RefSeq, a predicted model, not a curated record
UCACCUGUGAGAGGUUCUCAUGUGCGAAAUAUCAGKUUUGGAAUGUUCCACUGUAGUGGAUAAAAAGGGGGUGGUUGGAGGAAAAAUUAAACAAGGAUUUUCUCUGGUAAAGUCUGACACGCGAAUUGUAAAGUAUAUAUUUAUGUGUCAGGUUUAUUUUAUGAAGGCUUUCGUCACUUUGACGUUUUUCUUUUUUUUCUUUUGUUUUUCGAGGGGUCUCGUUUGAAGCGUUCACCCCCAUUCGGAUUGUACCGGCCGAAAAAGAAAGUCCCGUUAUACAGCGUGGCGCCAUCAGACUCCAAAAUGUGCUGUUAAUUCACCGAGACUAAUCAUUUUCACACUUAAUAUAACUGUUUACUUUAAAUUUUUACAACCGUAACAUGCUGCUCAUUUAAACUGAGACAUUUCUCAGCAACCAUCUUCCUCUGUAGUCCAUCAGCAGAGGCUGAAAUUUCCUUAUUUAUAAGACAAACUGAGGAAAAGCUGUGGAUUCAAGCAAGCUAGCUUUACCCUCAAACCUGUUUUUUUUAAUGGUUUUGGACCUGGAGCGAUCCAGUCUGUGGGAGACCAGACCUGAAUCUGUUCUUYAGCUUCCAUCAGUGAACGAACAACGUGUGGAUUUCGCCGCUGACUCACAACAUCACGGUUAGUGUUGUUAGUGGAGUCGAAGGAAGUCUGGAGACCGAAGYCACUYGUGUGAAUGAGUUUGUGUUCGUCAAUGCAGGUGAAGACACAGUGAUUGUGGGUUUCCUUCCAGUGUGUGUUUGUGUGCGUGAGUGACGAUGGAGAACAAGCUGUCGCUGCGACGCUGCCUCACCUUYGCCACGGGGCUGGUGGAGUGUCUCUGCUUCGCCGGAGCUGUUUUCGGGUGGGCCUCCCUCGUUUUUGUCCUCAAGGAGGACGGMUAUUUCAGCUCUCUUUGUGUUAAUAGCACAAGCGACAAUGUCACAUAUUUUUUAGACUGCAGCGCUCAGGAUGAACAGUUCUCACUUAUCUUCACCAUCGCCUCCUUUAUGAACAAUUUCCUGACACUGCCCAAUGGUUUCAUCUUUGAUUUCUUCGGUACAACAGUGACUCGCCUCUAUGGGAUUUUUCUCUACACCAUGGGCACCUUGUUGGUGGCGUUCUCCUCAUCAGCUAUGGCCAUGCUGCUCUUCCCAGCUCUCUCCUUCUUGGCUGUGGGAGGAAUCUURUUUCUUUUGACAAACAUGCAGGUUGGAAACCUGUUCGGUUCUCAUCGAUCCACCAUCAUCACUCUCUACAACGGGGCCUUUGACUCUUCCUCAGCACUCUUCCUCAUCAUCAAGCUGCUUCAUGAGUCUGGUGUCUCUCUUCGCGCYGCCUUCCUCUUCCUGUCCUCCUGCAGCGUCAUUCACGUCCUCAGAACUUUCUUCCUGMUGCCGCGAAAAUUCAUCCCCUACCCGCUGCCGGAUCGCUUCACAUACGGGGUCUCUUGUGGUAAAUCUGAGGCUGUGAGCUCAGWGGUGGCAUCAAAUGGUCCUGAACCYACAACCGUAGAGGAAACACCCCUCAACAAGGACGCCCCCAAAAAGCAAGAGAAGACGUUCCGCGAGUGUUUGCUGUCCUGGUUCUUUGUGUGGCACCUGCUCUGGUUGUCUGUGAUGCAGCUCAGACAUUACCUGUUCAUCGGCACGCUCAACCCCAUGCUGCAGAGGCUGACGGCCGGAGAGUCCACUCUGGUGAGUCGGUACACCAAUGCUUUUGCCAUCACUCAGCUGUGCGGCGUGCUGUGCGCUCCCUGGAACGGCCUCCUCAUGGACAGACACAAAGGCAAACCUCGUGCUGCAGGUGAGACGGAGCAGGAGGCGGACCUGCGAGCCUCAGUUCUCUCUCUCUUCCUGACGGCGCUGCAGUGCGUCCUCUUCUCUCUGUGUGCCUCCACCCCCUACCUGCCCCUCCAGUACCUGACCUUCAUCCUGCAAGUGCUCAACCGCUCCUUCCUGUACGGAGGCAACGCCGCCUUCAUCAGUGUGGCAUUUCCAUCGUGCCACUUCGGGAAGCUUUAUGGUCUGGUCAUGGCUCUGUCGGCAGUCUUUUCYCUGUUGCAGUAUCCCUGCUUCGCGCUGGUGAAAGGAGCUCUGGGUGGAGAUCCUUUAUAUGUGAACAUCAGUCUGACGCUGCUCAGCCUGCUGGCCUUCAUUCAUCCUCUCUACGUCUAUCUGCACUGUCGCCGUCUCGCCUCUCAGAGAGCCAGCAGCUAAGCCGUAACUUCUUCUUCUUCUUUUUCCAGGCUUUCUGUCUCAGACACCUGCGGUUUGUGUCGUCACCACUGCUGAGUAUCACAUCAGUAGCUGAAGUUCAAAACAAACAAACAAAAAGGGAUAUUAGAUACAGUCUGGGUUUUGGUGUUCAGGAUUCUAACUCUGAAGUAAUGAAACCACAACGACUUUUGUUUGAGAAUGAUACUCUGUGAAAAAACAGACAAGACUGAAUUUCUUUCUACGUUUUUUUAUUUACUGCCCCAAAUGUUGCACAAAGGAAACUAAAGCUUGUUCGUCUUUAGCAUAAUCAGAAACAGUUUUAAUGAACAAGUAAUUCUACAUAAAGGGAAUUAGAAUUUUGUGCAAACGACACUUUCUUUUGAGGUGCAAUUUUACAUAUUGUAUAUAUUUUUCCCCACAAACAGUGUCUUUUUACUGGUGCAGUUUCCCUGUGUUUAAAGGAGGAAUGCAUUUAAAGGAAAAUCUGCCCACAUUUAGCUAAAUAAAGCCCCUUCUCCGCUGACAAGUGUCACUCUAACCGCUUAGGUUUCACUCAGGUGUGUCUCCAGGCCGUGUGUCCGUCACUCUGUGGGCAGAUCGUCAGCGAGCUGCCUCAGCCGAUGUCGUUUUAUUGUCCAGUAGUGUCAUUUUUGUUUUUUWAAUUGGUUUGUUUGUUGAUUCUUAAAACUCAGUGCUGAUUGCAACACGCAGUUAAAUGAAGGAAGAAUAUUCACCUUCUCAUGAGAGCUGGUGAGAAUUAUCUCAGARGAGGAGAAAACUGCCGCCUUCACCUAAAAGUAGGCAGGCGUUUUAGAGAACGUAUAAUUCAUCCUSUCUUACUGUGAUCAGCGUCAGACAUUGUUGCAUCUGUUUUAUGCUCAGGAUAUUAAAUGUUGUGAAUAUAGAACAUCCAAAUGGUCUGAACUUAUAUAGCGCUUUAUCAAACCCUGUCGAACCCCAAAGUGCUUUACACUGGGAGUCAUUCACCCAUUCACACAMUGAUGAUGGUAAGCUCCACUGUAGCCACAGCUGCCCUGGCAGCACAUGGUAACACGACUGAACUUAAAGGACAUCUGUAGACAAAAACAGAGCAAAUUGCUCUCCUCUGUUGAGAUGCAUGAAUGUUUUUCUUCAGCACAUAAUGAGUGCGGUUUGUUUUUUAAAUUUGCAGCUGUGAACCACAAGAGAUAAUGAGAUCUGAUUGUGGUAAUCAAAUUUUCUGGACCAUUCUGAUCCWUGAUAUGUUAAAUGACCWCCUUCCCAUUGGAAAAACCCUCUUUUAAUUUAAAAAAGUUGAGYCGGAGCAGAUAGCAGCAAACAAGGAAAAAGCAGGGUKUCCYCCAGUGUAUUUUUACCCUGGUGGGCUGCCAGGCCCCCCCACAGGCCAAGUGUCAUUUAAUUAUUUACAACCAAUUUAAAUAACCAGAACAACAUUCAGAACGUCGCGCCCACUGUUUCAAAGGGAACCUUUUUCCCUGCWGCACCGUUAAGCAACAGUCAACUAGGGGCAGAACCACAGACUUGGUUCAGGUUGCUCUUGUGUUUUUUUAAUUUUUUAUUUAUUUUUUAAUGAACAAUUUAUGCCGUUUGUGCAGUUCACUCAUUAAAAACAGUACCACUCUGCGUCUAUCACAACCCCCUCCCAGGUCAAUAAAUGCUACGGUUCUAUCAAACACACAGCCCACCAAACAAGAGCAGCAGUCAGUUUAGGCAAACUGGUUUUUAAAGAACCUGUAAUUAGAAAACCCAGUCAAACUGUUUCUUGUUGCUGAACCCGAUCACCUGUUCAGGUAAUAAAAAUGAGCUCUGUGGUUUACAGAAAGACGGCCUAAUUUGACAUAAGACUUCAGGAUUUUGUUUAGCUGGUUUCAUAUGAGUCAUUUCAAGCAUUURAUUCUGUUUAAAAAUACAAGCUGAUAACAUUUAUACCUCCUUUAAAACCAGUCGCAUCAGGAGCCAAUUUUAACUUAAUUUAUUGCUGUAAAUUGGAAAAUAAUUGYACAAAGUGAACUUCAGAUAUUCUUCUGCCCUUUUCAUUUAAUCACUCCUUCACAUAUUUUGUUGUGUGAAAGGAACUCCCCUCAGAGAUAACUGUGUCCCAGGCACGAACUGAAGUCUGGAAAAUAAAUACCAACAUUCCUAAAACUGAAAYAGAAAUGAAAGCCCUUAAUGUGGAAUUGAUUAAAGUAACACUUAAAAAUAUGUGAAAUAAAGAAAUCAGGUAUUUUAUCAGUCUGUUWGUUUCAGCUUCAUCUGAAGCAAGAAUCUGUUACACAGUUUAAUUUUGUUUACAGAAACGUUUCAACACUUAGUCGUUUUUUUUUUAAUCUCUGGCAUUUGACUUGUGUUACGUUUUGAGUCAAAGUUACAUUUUUUUGUUUUACUUUUCUGUUGUGUGAAUGUGUUAUUUAAAAAAAAGCCAUUUUCUGAUGCCUGAGUGCCAAAAGAUGAUAAUUUUCACAUCAACAAACGCCUCCAUGCUGGGUUUUUGUUGUUACUGUUUGUCAACAAAGAAAGUAAGGGAUCAACUCUGAGAACAGUGGAUGCAUAAAGGGACAUGUAAAAUACGGACUUGCAUCACUGAAACUCUGAAUCAGUGUUAAAUAAAGGGAAAGACAAACCUGCCACCUGCUGGUUUCUGUCAGUGUUUAAAGUCUCAGGAGUUCAGUGUGUUAGAGACAACCUGUGAUACUUUUUUAUAUCCUGUAUCAAAACUAGUGUGAACAUUUCUAAAAAGAAAGUUUAUUGACUUAUUUUCAUUUUUUGUUUGAAACAGAUUUUUUCCCCCUCUACAAUAAACUUUAUUGUGCCUCACCAAAGGGAAUGUAGCUGUUAAUAUAAUAUUAUAUUUAAUAUAUAUUAUAUUAAAUAUUAAUAUAAUAUUAUAUUUAAUAUAUAUUAUAUUAAAUAUAUAUAAUAUAAUAUUUAAUCAGUUUUGUAUUAAAGGGAAUUCACUUUUAUACAUUUUUCAGUCUGACUUUUAUUAAAUUGUUACAUUUUAGUUACAGCCAGCUACAUGUUUUUAUAAAAAGUGCAUAUCUGUCUCUGUAAUAUGAAAUUAUGUCCCAUAAAUGUGUAUUUUACAUUUAAACAAUAAAGAACUGAGGUAUUUUAA